Molecule: messenger RNA, 675 nt
Organism: Aspergillus homomorphus CBS 101889
Lineage: Eukaryota; Fungi; Ascomycota; Eurotiomycetes; Eurotiales; Aspergillaceae
Product: NuoI/complex I 23 kDa subunit family protein
Exons: 3
Coding region: 1-675 (224 amino acids)
Biological process (GO): mitochondrial respiratory chain complex I assembly; mitochondrial electron transport, NADH to ubiquinone
Cellular component (GO): membrane
Molecular function (GO): 4 iron, 4 sulfur cluster binding; NADH dehydrogenase activity
Source: RefSeq, a predicted model, not a curated record
AUGGCCUCCACCAAGUCUGUCGCCAGACUUCUGGCCUACUCCCGUCCAUCGCCCUUCGCUCUCCGUCCCACCCCCAUCGGCUCCAUCGCAAACUUCUCCUCCUCAGUGACCCGCGCUGCGACGCCAGCUGGUCCUCCCCAACCGGGCUUCCGCUUGCCCCCUCAGCCGAAAUGGGACCAAGGCACCGAGUCCUCCCUCGACAAGGCCGGAAAGUAUUUCCUCAUGGCCGAGCUAAUGCGCGGCAUGUACGUCGUGCUGGAGCAGUUCUUCAGACCUCCUUACACCAUCAUGUACCCUUUCGAGAAGGGUCCCAUCUCCCCUCGCUUCCGCGGUGAGCACGCCCUGCGUCGUUAUCCCACCGGUGAAGAGCGCUGCAUCGCCUGCAAGCUCUGCGAGGCCAUCUGCCCGGCCCAGGCCAUCACCAUCGAAGCCGAGGAGCGUGAGGAUGGAAGCCGUCGGACGACCCGUUAUGAUAUCGAUAUGACCAAGUGCAUCUACUGUGGAUACUGCCAGGAGAGUUGCCCCGUCGAUGCCAUCGUUGAGACCUCCAACGCUGAAUACGCCACCGAAACCCGUGAGGAGUUGCUGUACAACAAGGAGAAGCUCCUUGCCAACGGUGACAAGUGGGAGCCCGAAAUUGCCGCUGCCGCCAGAGCCGAUGCUCCUUACCGCUAA